This is a messenger RNA of Lineus longissimus, 1344 nucleotides long. RefSeq lists its product as uncharacterized. The coding region runs from base 1 to 1344 and encodes 447 amino acids. The transcript has a single exon. Lineage: Eukaryota; Metazoa; Nemertea; Pilidiophora; Heteronemertea; Lineidae. Gene Ontology annotation, molecular function: ribonucleoside-diphosphate reductase activity, thioredoxin disulfide as acceptor. Gene Ontology annotation, biological process: deoxyribonucleotide biosynthetic process. The record is from RefSeq and is a predicted model, not a curated record. Gene Ontology annotation, cellular component: cytosol.
AUGGCUUUAGUUCAUGAGAACUCGGCACCAUCCACCAAAAGUGAACUUGAUAUUUUUCAAUUACCGCCCACGCAAAUUGCCGUAGAUUUAGCCCAGUGGGUGGAAUUCAGGCCUCUGAAUACACUAACGGAUGGGGGUCCAAUAGAGUUUGUGGUGAAGGGGGAACCUGACAACUAUCUGGACCUGGCCCAUACGCAGUUAUACAUCAAGUUGCGUGUGAUAAAAAAGGACGGUACGAAUUUAACUCAAGAGACUGUAGAUGCCGAUGGUAAUAAGACGGCUGGGUCAAAGGUGGCCCCUGUUAAUCUUUUACUGCAUAGCCUGUUUUCACAGGCUGACGUGUCCUUCAACGACCGCUUGAUCAGUCCGAGUAGCAAUACAUAUCCUUACAGGGGUUACUUAGAGACCUUACUAAGCUACGGCGCCGAGGCCAAAGGUACACACCUCGGGCAGGCGUUGUGGAUAAAGGAUGAGGCCGGGAAAUUUGACGUUAAUGACCCUUGGGCCGAUGCUCCUAAUAGCGGUUUAGUGAAACGUUACAAUAGCAUUAAGGGUAGUAAAACGCUAGAGUUACUCGGUCGGGUGCACACUGAUGCUUUUAGUUUGCAGAAGUUGCUUUUGAAUAAUAUCGAUGUAAAGUUGAAAUUUAUCCGUCAAAGUGACGCAUUUGCCCUAAUGUCGGCCGAUGAAGACCCCUCCUACAAGAUUAAUAUUAUGGAGGCGGCACUUUACGUUAAAAGGGUUCAUGUCGCCCCCACCAUACAGCUAGCGCAUAAUAGAGCCUUGGAAAAAGCCAACGCCAAAUACCACCUGACCAAGACUGAUGUUAAAGUAAUAAAUAUACAGGCCGGUAAUAGGACGGUAACAAAGGAUAAUGUUUUCUUGGGGGAACUACCCAAGCGGGUAAUAUUAGGUAUGGUCAAUGAUGCGGCUAUGUCUGGUAAUUUUAAAUUAAAUCCCUUUCACAUGCGACAUAAUCACAUCACUUAUUUGAGUACUAGUAUUAAUGGCCAGCAGAUACCUUCCCAACCACUUAAACCUGAUUUCGAUAAGGGGGAGUAUGCACGGGCCUACAUGUCACUUUUUUCGGCAAAUGGUAAUUUGUAUAGAGACCAGGGAAUAGAUAUAAGCAGAGGUGAAUAUGCAGAAGGAUACACUUUGUUCGCUUUUGAUAUUUCGCCUAGUAUCGGUGAGGACAGUCUGUCACUCAUUAGAAAGGGUAAUUUUAGGAUUGAAAUGCAUUUUGCUGAAGCGCUAACGGAGACAGUAAAUUUGCUACUCUACGCCGAAUUUGAUGAUGUCUUUGAAGUCACAAAAGAAAGACAAAUACUCGUGGAUGGGUAG